Messenger RNA from Rotaria sp. Silwood1, 2712 nucleotides. NCBI's taxonomy places the organism in Eukaryota, Metazoa, Rotifera, Eurotatoria, Philodinida, Philodinidae. The record is from the annotation of a GenBank genome assembly.
AUGUUAAACAUUCUUCAUGUAUUAUCAAAAUCAAAGAUAAUAUCAACAACAACAUUAUCUCCAUUACAAUCUAUAAAUGAUAAACCUUUCAUAACACAAUUUCUUGUUUUUUCUUCAAAUUCAGAAACACUUUUUGGAUUUGAACCAAAACAUGGUUGGAUUCUUAAUGCAGACAAGAAAUUUCGUCUUUAUAUAAGUGGUUUUAAUCUUCAAAAUAAUUCAAUUGCAUUUUCAGCUUUACAAGAUGAAUGUACAUCAAAUGAUUUUAUAUCACCUAUUUAUAAUUUAUCAUCAGCAUCAAUUAUUGAACUUGAUGUUCAUCUUCAACGUGUAUCAAAAGUUCAUUCAUCUAUAUUUCUUUGUCUUAUACCAUCAAUAGAAAUAUCAUUAAAUAACAGUUUAUUACAAAAUGGUACACAAUUAAAAGGACCAUAUUUUACAUUCUUCCGAGAAAAAACUACAUUACCAUUGGCAGCAAAAAUAUGUUUAGUUUUGAUGUUAUUUGUUUUUUCAGGUUUUUUUAGUGGUUUAAACUUAGGUUUAAUGUCAUUGAGUGUUGAUGAUUUACGUUUACUUGCUGAAUCUGAUGAUUCUUCAAUGCGUUAUUAUGCUAAACGUGUUUUACCAUUAAGAAAACGUGGCAAUUUUUUAUUAUGUUCAAUUGUUUUAGCUAAUGUUUUAAGUAAUUCAUUAGGAACAGUUUUACUUGAUUCAAUUGUUCAUGGUUUAUUUGCUGUUAUUGGUUCAACAGUAAUGAUUGUACUUCUGGGUGAAAUUAUUCCACAAGCUAUAUGUUCUCGUUAUGGAUUAGUUAUUGGUGCACAUACACAUCUUUUAACAUGGGGUUCGAUGAUUGUAACAGGAAUUAUUUCAUAUCCGUUAGGUUUUAUUCUUAAUAAAAUUCUUGGUCAAGAAGUAACAGCUUCUUAUACACGUGAUCAAAUAACUCGAAUGUUAACAAAAAUUAAUGCUGAUAUUGAAAAACCUGAACUUGAUGUUAUUACAGGUAUACUUUCAUUACGUAAGAAUACUGUACGCGAAGCAAUGACUUUGUUACCUGAUGUUUAUAUGCUUGAUAAAGAUCGUAAAACAGAUGCUGAAUUAUUACUUGAUGUACAUAAACAUGGUUAUUCACGUAUUCCUGUUUAUUCAAACGAAAGAUCAAAUAUUAUUGGUAUUGUUAAAUUAAGAGAUUUUGCUUUAAUUACACCAGAACAAUAUCAUUUAACAGUAAAACAUGUUCUUGAAUUUCACAAUCAUCCAUAUGGUCAUGCCAAAGCAACCGAUUCAUUAUAUGAUUUAAUGCAAGAAUUUCUUAAAGCACAUUGGCAUAUUGCUUUGGUACAAGAUAUUCGUACUGAAGAAGAUCAAUUUGAUCCAGUCUCUACCACAGUUGGUAUCAUUACACUUGAAGACGUUUUUGAAGAAAUUUUACAAAGAGAAAUUAUAGAAGAAACAGAUCUUUUCACUGAUAAUCGUCGAAAAAUUCGACGUAAACGUGCUAAAACAUUGGAUUAUACAGCAUUAGCUAAACGAUCUGUUAAAGGUCCUUCAAUAUCUCCACAAUUAAAAAUAGCUGUAUUUCAAUUUUUAAGUACAAAUGUGCAACAAUUUACAUCAGGUUUUAUAUCUCAAGAGAUAUUAAAAAUUCUUCUUAAUUAUAAUAUUUAUGCAAUAAUUAAACAACAAACAAAUCAAACAAAUAAUUCUAUAUAUUUAUAUAAAAAAGGUUUUCGAUAUGAAUUAUUUACAUUAAUUAUUCAAGGAAAUGCAACAUUAGAAUCUGGUAUUGAACAUAUAAUGUCUACUGUUGGUCCAUUUAGUUUUUUUGCAACAUCAGCACUUCUUGCGGAAGAUAAAACUAUAAAAGAUGUUCAUAAAUUUCUUGAUCGUCUAUGUACAACAAAUAAAAACAUAACUAAUAUAACAAAUUUACUUGAUGAAAUAUCUUCGAUAUUUUUUCCGGAUUAUAAUUUAAUUGUUAAUAGUGAAUUACAUGUUUUACAAAUUCAUCGUCUUGUAUGGUUAGCAGCUGUUCGAGCAACACAACGACUACGUAGUAAUGAUCCACAUCAAAAACGUAUGCAACCAGAACAAUUAUUAUCAAAUGCACUUGCUGAAAUAUCAUCGGUAACAAAUGUUCGAAUUGAUAAAAAUAAUUUAACUAAUUUUCAACGUGUAUUUCUUAAUGAAAAAGAUCUUAUACAUCAUGUUACACAAACAAAAAAUACAAAUACAGAUACAGAUAUUAAUAAUCAAUCAUCAUCAUCAUUUGUUUUUGAAAAUAUUCAUUCCUCAGAUGUAGAUAAACAUGAUAAUUCAAAUGAACAACAACAAGAAAUAAAUAGUCCUAGAGAUGAUUCAAUAGAAAAACAUAUGCAAUCACCGACAGCUAUUGGUUGUAAUCCACUUCUUGUGAACGUAUGUGAUAGUGAAUCAAAUAAUAAAAGUCGUGCCAAUAAACAAAGUCAUAAUAAUUCAAAUAAUUCAUGUAGUUCAAAUGAAGUUUCUGAUUCAAUGAUGAAUAUUAAUCAAAUGUUUGGUGGUACAAAUGAAAAUACAAACGAUGAUAUUCAUGGUCAAGAAAGAGAACAUUUAAUUCAUCAAGGUGAUUAUAAAAAUGAUCAACGGCAACAACGAACAAGAUCUCCAACUAAUUUAUCUCAUUCUCAUUCGGAUACAAAUAUAAAUGAUGAAGACUUCAUCAUUUAA